Molecule: messenger RNA, 764 nt
Organism: Dryobates pubescens (Downy woodpecker)
Lineage: Eukaryota; Metazoa; Chordata; Aves; Piciformes; Picidae
Gene: SMIM33
Product: small integral membrane protein 33
Exons: 1
Coding region: 316-738 (140 amino acids)
Source: RefSeq, a predicted model, not a curated record
AGGGAAGGGUGGAAGGCUCCCCAUUCCAAUUGCUGGCUGCAGCAGGGAGGGAGACCCCCACACUGAAGGCAGUCAGGACAAGGGGGCACAGGGCAUCACGGCCAGGGCACCAGCCCUACAGCUCCAGCUACUCCUGCCGAAAUGCAUCCUGUCUCACGAGCCUGAGGGGGGAAGAACUUACAGGAUAGUCCUGCUCUUCAUGCAGGCAGGAACUGCUGGCACGAGGGCAGGAGAUGAACGACAUCAGAGGGCCUGUGCUCGCCGGUCACCCCUUUCCACUCCACGUUUCUCUGUCCCAGGUCAGCCUGCUCAGCCAUGAACACCUCCCUGCCCAGCAGCCAGCCCAGACAGCCCGAGCCCCAGGAGGCAGCUGCCCUCACUCCCAUCUCCAUUGUCAGGAGCGUGACCAAGAAACCCGAUGGCCUGCCCAUGAUCUCCGCCAUCGUGGUCAUCUUCGUCCUCUUGGCCAUCUUCAUCAUCAUCGUGGUGCACUACGGCCCCCAGCUGCGCACCAUCCAGAUCACCCUCUACCAGGAGCCCAUGCCGCAGGACCUGGACCACGGGGUGCUGCUGACGGACUGGAGGCGGCUGGGCUCCCAGAGGAGGCUGCCUGCCCAGCCCUACCAGCUGGAGCCGGGCAGCAGGGAUGUGGCUGGUGUGACCUGCCAGUGCUCCUGCAAGCAUCACCUGCCCUGCAGGAGCGCUGAGCCCAACGUCAUCGAGGUCACCUACCUGUGACCAGGCUGCGGGCCGCCCGGGCCGGA